Messenger RNA from Ixodes scapularis (black-legged tick), 870 nucleotides. Its product is annotated as serine protease grass-like. The record is from RefSeq and is a predicted model, not a curated record. NCBI's taxonomy places the organism in Eukaryota, Metazoa, Arthropoda, Arachnida, Ixodida, Ixodidae. Gene Ontology annotation, molecular function: serine-type endopeptidase activity. The annotation marks the transcript as partial. The transcript is spliced from 5 exons. Gene Ontology annotation, biological process: proteolysis.
AUGAGUUUACACGACUUCGCUGUUGUAAUUAUCGUCAGCAUAUUAUUCGGAGUUGCAGACAGGGGACAGGCUGAAGAACAGAACGAUUUUUCAACACCGGUCGAAUGUGGACGGCGCCAUAUAAGGAAUACUGUUUCCGAAAGAAUCAUGAACGGCACCGACGCAAAACCGGGCAACUGGCCGUGGAUGGUGGGGCUGUAUACUCGCAACGAUACCUUUCAUUGCGGCGGCGUUUUAAUAAGCGAGCAAUUUGUGCUGACCGCUGCGCAUUGUUUUCACAACAAGAACGCCAGCUUUCUGUCUGCGCGUCUCGGAAGCACAAACAAAACAAGGGCCACAGAUUGUUCUGAUGAAACAACUCGACGUGACGCCGCAGAACGGAGUGACACAACAGAGAGCGACGCGACGCAGAACGUCAAGGUCACUUGCGUUGAUGUUGAGGAGGUCUGCAUCCCUGUUCAGGACGACUGUAACUUUUUUAUGAAAGACAUUGCGAUAUUGAGAUUAAAAAGACCUGUAAACUUGACAGAUUUCAUUCGGCCAAUCUGCCUUCCGCAAAACUGCGUCGAACCGCGUUUAGACGUACGCACCUAUAUUGCAGGCUGGGGCAAAAUCGAAGUGGUUGAAGACUCGUACGAUUAUGACUACGAAGGCUAUGAAGACUCCGAAGAAGGAGGAGAUGACGAAAUUUCAGCGGAAGAAGAAAUAAGCGAAAGGGCACCUUCAGGACCAGCAGUAAUGGUAAAAGAUGCCCAAACACACACGCUGAAAGAAAGAGAGAUUUACCUUAUUACUAAGGAGGAAUGCGAACACCAACUUAACAGAACUGUACCGGACUAUACCGUAUGCUCCACUGGAGGAACAUGUCGA